This is a messenger RNA of Penicillium olsonii, 987 nucleotides long. The record is from the annotation of a GenBank genome assembly. Lineage: Eukaryota; Fungi; Ascomycota; Eurotiomycetes; Eurotiales; Aspergillaceae.
AUGACGAACUUGUCAGAACCCCCUGAUGGGAUCCAUGGGUACCAGGGCAACAACGUCGCCGUGCGGACCUUGAUGAUCGUCUUCACCUCCAUCGCAUUAUAUAACGCCAUUGAAUUGUUCAUAUUGCUGUUCUUGACUUUCACCCAUUACCGCGGUCUCUACUUUUGGACCCUUCUGCUGUCCGUGGUCCUUGGAGUAAUUCCUCACGCCAUUGGCUACCUGUUGGAGCUGUUCUCUCUGGCGCCAGUAUGGCUUUCUCUGACCAUCACCACCAUUGGAUUCUACGUCAUGGUCCCUGGUCAAUCAAUAGUGCUAUACUCCCGCCUCCAUUUGGUGGUCCAAAGCAACAAGGUACUUCGCUUUGUGCUGUGGCUCAUCAUCAUUGACGCAGUGAUAUUGCUGGUACCAACAACCGUUUUCACCUUCUGCACAGCAUACAUUGCAUCUCCGACUGUCAUACGUGGGUACAAUGUGAUGGAGCGAAUGCAAUUGGCCUGGUUUUGUGCCCAGGAAAUCUGUAUUUCCAGUAUCUACAUCGUGGAAACCGUGCGGCUGCUCAGGAUGAUGCCGGACAAGGAUCGACGCCGCACUCGGAUCAUGUACGAAUUACUGGCCAUCAAUUUCGUCAUCAUAUUGCUUGAUAUUUGCCUGCUCGUCGUUGAGUAUAUCGGCUUCUACCCACUACAAACGACCUUGAAGCCGAUGGUUUAUAGCAUCAAGCUCAAACUUGAGUUCGGUGUCCUCGGCAAGCUGGUCACCCUGGUACAAAAUUCUCGCUCCCAACCUACCUCAUCCGAACACGAAGAAUAUCCUGGCUUUGUGGACCCUACCCAGCUUACAACGGAUGUUACGCAUGCCGCCCCCCGUGAAUCCCGGUCAAGAGGACGGCGAGGAUGGAACACAAUGUCUGUCGAGAGCCUGCCUAUGUCCGAGCGGAGGAUCAGGCCAUCUACACAGUCAACCGAUCAAUCCUCUCAUCCUUCAUGA